Chrysochloris asiatica (Cape golden mole) is the source of this 237-nucleotide messenger RNA. RefSeq names its product dynein light chain 1, cytoplasmic-like. Gene Ontology annotation, cellular component: cytoplasmic dynein complex. Lineage: Eukaryota; Metazoa; Chordata; Mammalia; Afrosoricida; Chrysochloridae. The record is from RefSeq and is a predicted model, not a curated record. Gene Ontology annotation, biological process: cilium assembly; microtubule-based process. The transcript has a single exon. Gene Ontology annotation, molecular function: dynein intermediate chain binding; dynein light intermediate chain binding. The coding region runs from base 1 to 237 and encodes 78 amino acids.
AUGACCAUGAUCAAAACUGCCCACUUGUCGGAGGAGAUGCAACAGGCCUCGAUAGAGCGCGCUAUGCAGGUGCUGGAGAAACAUAGCAUCGACAAAGAUAUCGUGGCCCACAUCAAGAAGGAGUUUGACAAGAAGUACAACCCCACUUGGCACUGCAUCGUGUGGACACAUGAAACUAAGCACUUCAUCUACUUCUACCUGCGCCAAGUGGCCAUUCUUCUGUUCAAAUCUGGUUAA